UCUUAUUAAUGCAAAGAGUCCAACAUAUCAGUGCUUAGGUUAACAAUUGUACACCUGUUCCAGCAAGAUGUGAUAAUGAUGUUGUCAUUUGUGGUGCUGUUAGAACUCCAUUAACAAAAGCCAAGAGAGGAUUAUUGAGAGAUACUCCUCCUGAAAUUCUUCUUAGUACUGCCUUUACAGGUCUUUUAUAAAGAACAAAAGUUGAUCCAAAAUUGAUCUAAGACAUUGUAGUUGGUAAUGUUAAUCAACCAGGAAGUGGUGCCAUAGUUUCUAAAAUGGCUGCCUUUUUAUCUGGAUUCCCAGAUACAACAUGUUUAACAGCAAUUAAUAGAUUCUGUUCAUCAGGAAUAGAAGCUUGUGCUGUAAUAGCUGCCAAAAUUAGAUCUGGAAUGUUGGAUAUUGGUAUUGGAGCUGGUGUUGAAUAAAUGACUAUGUAUGAUAUGUAGAGCUAAAUGAAUGCUGAAUUACUAAGUGAUGCAAUCUUUGAUCAUCCAUGUGCAAGAGAUUGCUUAUUGGGUAUGGGAUAAACAUCUGAGAAUGUUGCAGCUCAAUUUGGAGUCACAAGAUUAUAAUAAGAUUAAUUUGCUUAUGAAUCCUAAUAAAAGGCAUAUAAAGCACAAUAAGAAGGAUUAUUCAAAGAUGAAAUUAUCCCUGUCAAAACCUUUAUUAAAGAUGGUGAAAAAACUAAAGAGGUUCUUGUUACAGAAGAUGAUGGAAUUAGAAAGGAGACUACUCUUGAAGGAUUAGGUAAAUUAAAGCCUGCUUUUGGAAAGGAAGGAUCAACAACAGCUGGUAAUUCUUCUUAAGUAACUGAUGGUGCUGCUGCUGUUCUUUUAGCUAGAAGAUCUUAUGCUUAAAAAUUGGGUUUACCAAUCUUAGCUAGAUUUAUUGAUUACACUGUUGCUGGUGUACCACCCAACAUCAUGGGUAUUGGACCAGCUGCUGCUAUUCCAUAAUUAUUAUAAAAAAAUUCGUUGAAACCAAAUGACAUCUGCAUAUAUGAAAUUAAUGAAGCUUUUGCCAGUCAAUCUGUUUAUAGUGUAUAAAAGGUUGGAAUUGAUCCAACUAGAGUAAAUCCAAAAGGAGGUGCUAUUGCUUUAGGACAUCCAUUAGGUAAAUAAAUUAUUUAUAAACUUAGGAUGUACUGGUGCUAGAUAAGUAGCCACUUUAUUACCAGAAAUGAAGAGAAAGAAGGCUAAAUAUGGUGUCAUUUCAAUGUGUAUUGCUACUGGUAUGGGUGCUGCUGCAUUGAUUGAAAAUGAAUAAUAAUGAGUUUAUUGUACAAAAUAAAUAAAGAAUAUAUAUAUAGAU
Molecule: messenger RNA, 1311 nt
Organism: Paramecium sonneborni
Lineage: Eukaryota; Ciliophora; Oligohymenophorea; Peniculida; Parameciidae
Source: the annotation of a GenBank genome assembly